CCUUCCAAGUGCAACCCUAACAAGUCUCCUACUUAAAAAAAGAAAAAAAUAUAUCGUUUUGCUAAUUUACUUUUGUCAUUCUUAUUUUUGGGAUUGCUAAAUUCUCCUCCUCUAGGAGUACACUAGUACAGUACUUGGAUAUCCCAAAAACUUUUUUUUAUAUUUAUUUGUAGUUGGAUAUCCCAAAAACUAUUUUUUUAAUAUAUAUUUAUUUAAGGCAGGGGAGGGGAGGAGAAAAGGAAAAGAGGGAGAAGUAAUUAAGCAACAGUGAGGCCGGAGCUAUCUAUCUAUCCAUCUAUCUAUCAUCUACUAUCCUUCCUCUCUUUCCUCCUCCUCCUCGCGCAGCCGCGCUCAGAUCCAAAGCCGCGCGCGGGGGAGGGAGGGAGGAAUCGCGGUGCCAAGAAACGAAGCCCUAGCCCCCCCUAGAUGCGCGCCGCCGCUUGCUGCUGCUGCUGCUGCUAGGGUUCUUGUACGGAGAUGCGGGGCGUCGAGUCGGAUGGCGGCGGCGGCGCGCCUUUCUCCUCCUCCUCCUCCGCGGCCGCUCCAGAUAAUUUCGAUGCCGCGCAGUACUCCUUCUUCGGGAAGGAGCCACUGGAGGGGCUCGAGCUCAGUUGCUUGGAGGAUGGCGGCGGCGGCGGUGGUGAUGCCAAUGGCGGUGGAUUCAGUGGAGGAGCAGAAGAAGGGCUGUACCGGCUCUCCUCUGUUGGAGAAGAGAUUGAUAAUCUGAGUAACUUGUCCGAUAUUGAUGAUCUUGCGAGCACUUUUGCAAAGUUGAACCGAACCAUUAGUGGAACACGGAAUCCUGGUGUUAUUGGUGACAGACGAUCCAUCUCAAGAGGAAGUUCUCUAACUGUUGAUUGGGCUGAAGAUGUAGAAUUUCCUAACUGGGUAGAUCAAGACAUUUUAGAGGAUGAGGAAUUUCAGGAAAGUAAAAGAUGGUGGUCACAGUCACACACUCUGGUGCAGCAAGGGGAUGCCAAACCAUUGAGCCGAACAUCUUCCUAUCCUCAGCAACCACUGCAGCACCGGGCAAGUGAACCUAUCAUUCCACCAAAAUCUCCUUCAUUUACGUCCUUUCCACCGCCAGGUGGUAGAUCACCUUAUACUUCUCAAGGCCUUACACGCCAUGGGAGCAUUCCAUCACUUGGUGCUGGCCUGCAAAUGGGUUCUCCAAGCAUGUCCCUUCCAAGUUCUCCAUAUCAUAUAGCUGGACUAUCUCAUGGACUACCGUAUGGAGGGAGCAUGUCCUUCGGCACUUCAAAUCUGCCUGUAAACAAUCCAAUGCAAAAUGAUUGGCCAAGCCAAGCCAAUCUUUAUGCUGGGGAGCAAUUUAAUCUACUGCCGAACAUGUUACAGAAACAAAUAUCACUUCCAAAUAGCCCGAUGUCAUCACUGUUAUUUUCUCAACAGCAGCAGAGAUUGGCACAAGUUCAAGUCCAACCAUCCCAUCAGAAUUACCUAAAUUUACCACCUCACAUAUUUUACCAACAUCACUCCCCAGAAUUAACAGGAAGAUUUGAUUCUGUUAGCAGUGUUCCUUCAUCAAGAGACAAGAGAUCAAGGUCAGGAAGAGGAAAACACAACAUACGUUUUUCUCAACCAUUGCCUGAUACUGGUAAUCAAAAUGGUGAUAGUGGAGGAAUAAAAUUCAGAUCUAAGUACAUGUCAUCUGAAGAGAUCGAAUCUAUCUUAAGAAUGCAACAUUCAGCAAGUCACAGCAGUGAUCCUUAUGUGGUUGAUUAUUACCACCAAGCUUGCAUCGCGAAAAGGGGUGCCAAUUCUAGGCCAAAGGCCAAUUUUGCCCCAACGUCAAUGAAAGACUUGCCUUCCAAGUCCCGAUCCAGUGGUGACCAUCAUGCAUAUCUUCAGGUUGAUGCUGUAGGAAGAGUUUCCUUCUCUUCCAUACGUAGGCCUCGUUCUCUUCUUGAAGUUGACCUUCCUUCAUCAAGUGAUGGUUCUCAUGAUCAGAAGUCUUCUCUGAGACCAUUGGAGAAAGAACCAAUGCUGGCCGCUAGAGUCACUGUUGAAGAUGCCCUCUGCCUUCUUCUUGAGGUGGAUGAUAUUGACCGUCUGUUGCAGUCUAGUCAGGCACAGGAUAACAGUUUCCAACUGAGGCGAAGACGGCAGGUCCUCCUUGAAGGUUUAGCUGCAUCACUUCAGCUUGUUGACCCUCUCGGGCCGAGCACAUCAAGCCAUUCAUCUGGAUUGGCUGCUAAGGAUGAUCUUGUUUUUCUUCGCAUUGUUUCUCUUCCUAAAGGACGCAAGUUUUUGUCACGUUACCUUCGACUUCUUACCCCUGGAAGUGAGUUGACCCGUAUAGUAUGCAUGGCUAUUUUUCGACAUCUGAGGUACUUGUUCGGGGGUUUACCAUCAGAUUCUAGUGCAGCAGAAACAACAGUUACUCUUGCAAAGACUCUUUCAUCUUGUGUGCGCCAUAUGGAACUAGGUGCUCUUAGUGCUUGCCUUGCUGCUGUGGUCUGUUCACCUGAGCAGCCACCUCUGCGUCCUCUAGCUAGCUCUGCUGGUGAUGGGGCUUCUCUUAUUAUUAAAUCAGUACUGGAUCGAGCAACUGAGUUACUGACUGACCAGCAUGCCGCAGCCAGCUAUACAGUGUCAAACCGGACUCUCUGGCAGGCAUCAUUUGAUGCUUUCUUUGGACUUCUGACAAAAUACUGUCUCAGCAAGUAUGAAAGUAUUAGGCAGAUGUUUACCAUGCAGUCACCAGGCUCUGUAAUUGGAUCUGAGGUCUCCAAAGCAACCAGCAGGGAGAUGCCGGUUGAGUUGCUACGUGCAAGCCUCCCUCAUACAAAUGAUCAGCAACGCCAGCUGCUGCUUGAUUUUGCUCAGCGAACCAUGCCAGUGACUGGUUUUAAUGCCAGCGGUGCAAAUGGUGGGCACAUCACCUCCGAGUCUGUUCCUGGUUGAUUUAGCUCAAGAUGCCAAAAAGUGUAGAUUGUCAAUGCUUAAAGGACUUAAAUGUGCUUGUCUUUGGAUGAUAAUUCUUUUAUAUCUGGAGACAUGCAUAACCCCUUCAUAAGGUAAGGUUGUGUGAGCUUGGAGAAAGUUCCAUUUGCUCAGGAAAAAAUAGCCUUCAGAUUGUGACUUUAGGCUUCAGAUUAAUCUCAUAGACCAACAAUCUCCUUUCUGUGGGUCAUUUAUAUAGCACCCACCUGAUAUGCAUAUGUACAUGCACUGUUGUAACACUAUGCAGGGAUGAACUAGCCGUCUCGUUGGGGCGAAUUUUAGCUUUUAACAUAACAUUCAUAUGCUCCCAGUGAAGAAGACAUCCAAGACUAGUGGGUUUAGCAGCAGUGGUUGUACAGGCUCUGGUACUUUGAGGCCUUCCUGUCUGUCUUUUUACUAGUGUGGAAGGUUCCUAGCGUCAAGUGCGUAGUAGUCUGGUCUUAUCAUGUUUUAAUUAGGAUCAAAAGUGUGUUGGGGAUAAUGAAGUGGUGAUGUUUGUUAGGUUUCUGGAAAGAUAUUUAAAAUGUCAUGGAGAUGGCCAGUGUUUCCAGGUACCUACUGACACUAUAGUGAGGAUACUGGAAACUGGGGCUAUAUUAUCUCUUAUUUA
Molecule: messenger RNA, 3574 nt
Organism: Oryza sativa Japonica Group (Japanese rice)
Lineage: Eukaryota; Viridiplantae; Streptophyta; Magnoliopsida; Poales; Poaceae
Product: protein PAT1 homolog 1
Biological process (GO): deadenylation-dependent decapping of nuclear-transcribed mRNA; P-body assembly
Cellular component (GO): P-body
Molecular function (GO): RNA binding
Source: RefSeq, a predicted model, not a curated record